AAGGUUGAUCCUCUCCACGCUUCUCACUCUCUUGUGCAAGAGCCCGGUGCUCCCUCAUCCAGUCGUUCACUCGCUCAUUUACACGCCCACACACGUUCACGCUUAACCAACACUCCAUCAUCGAGAUGUCUUUCACCACCUUCACCAAGAUCGUUCUCCUCGCCCAGGUUGCCCUUAUGGUGUCUGCCAGCGUGCUCCCCCGCCAGCCCGGCACCCAAUUCAUCACCGGGGUGUGCAAGUCCGACGCUGACUGUGCCUCCGGCUGCUGUGGCUUCAACUCCGGCAAGUGCGCUGGCCCUGUCAUCGCCCAGGAGCGUGACGGAGGUUGCGGCUUCGGUGACGCGCAGCCCAACAACAUUGCCGCUCAGGCGAUCCAGGGCCCGAACGCUGAGAAGGCCCCGGGCGUGCCUGGCAGCACCGCUACCGCUGCGUCUGGUGGCAACAACGCUGCUGCCCCAGCUGCUGCUCCCGCUUCUACCUCGGCUGCGAAGGCACCCGGCACCCAGUUCAUCACCGGGGCCUGCACGUCCGACGACGACUGCGCUUCGGGAUGCUGUGGCUUCCACUCCGGCAAGUGCGCCGGCCCCGUCAUCGCGCAGGAGCGCGACGGCGGCUGCGGCUUCGGCAACCCGACGCCCAACAACAACGCGGCGCAGAAGAUCCAGGGCCCGAACGCGGAGAAGGCUCCUGGCGUCCCCAGGCGCCGCCGAUCGCUGUCCGCGCUCGACUGAUGGAGCAUUGGUUAUGGUCAAUGAUGCUUUCGUGUAUUUAUUCGUGUAUUUAUGAGCGACGAGCAUAACGAAGUGUGGAGGCAGGUC
Messenger RNA from Gloeophyllum trabeum ATCC 11539, 818 nucleotides. RefSeq lists its product as uncharacterized. The transcript has 3 exons. Bases 126 to 731 code for a protein of 201 amino acids. NCBI's taxonomy places the organism in Eukaryota, Fungi, Basidiomycota, Agaricomycetes, Gloeophyllales, Gloeophyllaceae. The record is from RefSeq and is a predicted model, not a curated record.